Aspergillus bombycis is the source of this 1761-nucleotide messenger RNA. RefSeq names its product AGC family serine/threonine-protein kinase. Gene Ontology annotation, molecular function: ATP binding; protein serine/threonine kinase activity. The transcript has a single exon. The record is from RefSeq and is a predicted model, not a curated record. Lineage: Eukaryota; Fungi; Ascomycota; Eurotiomycetes; Eurotiales; Aspergillaceae. The coding region runs from base 1 to 1761 and encodes 586 amino acids. Gene Ontology annotation, biological process: protein phosphorylation.
AUGUCGAGCACAUUGCAGGAUGAUCUCUCGGUCGGUGACGUCUUCAGCCCUCAAGCUGACAUGUCGCAACCCCGCGAUGAGGUCAGCUUGAACAGCAACCAAACCGUCAGCUUUCGAAUGAGUGAUGCUAGCCCUGACCGCAAACAAGGGCUUUCCGAGAAGGGUGCCCGUGGAGGCAACCCUUUCCCAGCACCGAAACUGAAUGCGAAUCCGCUCCCCGGAAAGGUAGACCGACGAAAGAAGAAAAAGCAACAAGCCGCCCCAGCAAUCUCCACCGUUCGUGGUUUUACCCCCUUGGGUUCUGGCGAUGAGGACUCGGAUUUCUCGGCCUCUAGUUCACGCGCGCUGCGCUCUUCAGCGCGACCGGGUAAUAGCCCAAUGUCACAGCCAGCUUCAGGCCAUGGUGUUAGCGCUUUAAAACUUCAGCUCGAUUCGCUGAAUUUGUCCGGAGACCGCUCUCUCCAAGGCGCGCCAAGUGAUAUCGGUUCCGAGGCACAAAGCAACGCAAGUGUAUGCUCGGACAGUGACCAAACAGAGGUUCUGACCAGCUAUGAGGUGCCUCUGGAACACGACUACGUCAGCGCUGAUGCUGUAGCAGAGGAGAAGUCGUACAAUACGUCAAGUGUUACGGAUAUGCGCACCCAGCUUUGCCGGAAGAUGACCACAGACGACUUUGAGCCCCUACUCUGUCUGGGCAAAGGCUCUUUUGGUACCGUCCUGUUGGUGCGUCAUACGCUCACAGGUAAGCUUUAUGCUCAGAAACAGUUCCAGAAGGCCUCAAUCACCGUCCAUAAAAAGCUCGUGGAGCAGACCAAGACAGAACGUAUGAUUCUGGAGAGCGUCAACCGCCAUCCGUUUGUUGUCAAGCUUUUCUACGCUUUUCAGGACCAUGAGAAACUCUACCUCAUCCUGGAAUACGCCCAAGGUGGCGAGCUAUUCACGCAUUUAGCCAUGGAGCGCAUGUUCGAUGAAGAUGUGGCGGCCUUUUAUAUGGCGGAAAUGGUCCUUGCGCUCGAGCAUCUGCAUCAGAACGUCGGUGUGAUUUACCGUGACCUGAAACCUGAAAAUUGCCUUUUGGACCACGAGGGCCACCUUCUGCUGACGGAUUUCGGUCUUAGCAAGAUAUCUGCCAAUGAUGAUGACCGCUGCAACUCUUCGCUGGGGACCAUUGAAUAUAUGGCCCCAGAGGUCAUCCAGGGCAAGCCAUACGGCAAAGCUUGCGACUGGUGGUCCCUUGGGGCAUUGGCAUACGAUCUUCUCACAGGAUCACCCCCGUUCAAAGCCAAUAACAACGCCAAGCUGCAGGAGAAAAUCCUGAAGCAGAAGCUAACCCUGCCCUACUUCCUUGGCCCGGACGCCAAAGACCUGUUGACCCGUCUCCUUCGCAAGGAGCCAUCCAAGCGUCUUGGAUACCAUAUGCCCAAAGAUCUCCAGACGAUCAAGAACCACCGGUUCUUCCGCAAGAUCAACUGGAAAGCUCUUGCGCGCCGUGCAGUCACACCUCCGAUCGUCCCUGUUGUCACGGAUCCUGCACUUGCCGAGAACUUCUCGGACGAUUUUACUCAUCUGCCACUGAGCCCGAUCGUUGCUUCUGCCGGCUUCGAUGAUCACUAUGCCGCUCACCAGCGCAGCAGCCAGCGUCCCAUGUCAUCUGGCUACGACGUCAUGGGAGAAGAGAGCAACCCCUUCGGAGGAUUCAGUUUCGUCGCUUCCAGCAGCUUGCUUGAUCACGGACUGGGCAUCGCGACUAAAGGGUUUUGA